This is a messenger RNA of Arxiozyma heterogenica, 615 nucleotides long. RefSeq names its product 60S ribosomal protein eL15 RPL15A (gene RPL15A). The record is from RefSeq and is a predicted model, not a curated record. Gene Ontology annotation, biological process: cytoplasmic translation. Bases 1 to 615 code for a protein of 204 amino acids. Gene Ontology annotation, cellular component: cytosolic large ribosomal subunit; ribosome. The transcript has a single exon. Gene Ontology annotation, molecular function: structural constituent of ribosome; RNA binding. NCBI's taxonomy places the organism in Eukaryota, Fungi, Ascomycota, Saccharomycetes, Saccharomycetales, Saccharomycetaceae.
AUGGGUGCUUACAAGUAUUUAGAAGAAUUACACAGAAAGAAGCAAUCUGAUGUCCUAAGAUUCUUACAAAGAGUCAGAGUCUGGGAAUACAGACAAAAGAAUGUCAUCCACAGAGCUUCUAGACCAUCUAGACCAGAUAAGGCUAGAAGAUUAGGUUACAAGGCUAAGCAAGGUUUCGUUAUCUACAGAGUCAGAGUCAGAAGAGGUAACAGAAAGAGACCUGUUCCAAAGGGUGCCACCUACGGUAAGCCAACUAACCAAGGUGUUAACGAAUUGAAGUACCAAAGAUCUUUAAGAGCUACUGCUGAAGAAAGAGUUGGUCGUCGUGCUGCCAACUUAAGAGUCUUGAACUCUUACUGGAUCAACCAAGAUUCUACUUACAAAUACUACGAAGUUAUCUUAGUUGACCCACAACACAAAGCUAUCAGAAGAGACCCAAGAUACAACUGGAUCUGUAACCCAGUCCACAAGCACCGUGAAAACAGAGGCUUAACAGCUACUGGUAAGAAAUCUAGAGGUAUCAACAAGGGUCACAAGUAUCACAACACUCAAGCCGGUAGAAGAAAGACCUGGAAGAGACAAAACACCUUAUCCUUAUGGAGAUACAGAAAAUAA